Camellia sinensis is the source of this 1085-nucleotide messenger RNA. Its product is annotated as chlorophyll a-b binding protein 13, chloroplastic. Gene Ontology annotation, biological process: photosynthesis, light harvesting. NCBI's taxonomy places the organism in Eukaryota, Viridiplantae, Streptophyta, Magnoliopsida, Ericales, Theaceae. Gene Ontology annotation, cellular component: membrane. The record is from RefSeq and is a predicted model, not a curated record.
CCCACUUGAAGAUUUGCAAUUCUCAUUAAAACAGUUUACUACAGAAUCAUCAAUUCUAAGCUUUCAGAAACAAAAGCAUGGCUUCAAUGUUAAUGGCAGCUACUGCAAGCACUAGCACUGCCCUCAGACCAACCCCUUUUCUGGGUCAAACCAGGGGACCUAAUGCCAACCCUCUUAGAGAUGUUGUCUCUAUGGGCACUGGCAAAUUCACCAUGGGGAAUGAAUUAUGGUAUGGACCGGACCGACUGAAGUACUUGGGACCCUUUUCAGCUCAGACUCCGUCGUACCUCACCGGAGAAUUUCCCGGCGAUUAUGGAUGGGACACUGCUGGUUUGUCUGCUGAUCCUGAGGCCUUUGCCAGGAACAGAGCUCUUGAGGUCAUCCACGGGCGAUGGGCCAUGCUCGGAGCCCUAGGCUGCAUCACCCCAGAAGUCCUUCAGAAAUGGGUACGGGUGGCCUUCAAAGAGCCAGUAUGGUUCAAAGCCGGAGCCCAAAUUUUCUCCGAAGGUGGCCUAGACUACUUGGGCAACCCUAACCUAGUACAUGCCCAAAGCAUCCUCGCCGUGCUGGGCUUCCAAGUUGUUCUAAUGGGCCUCGUUGAGGGCUUCCGCAUCAAUGGCCUCCCCGGAGUAGGAGAGGGAAACAAUCUCUACCCCGGUGGCCAAUACUUUGACCCAUUGGGUCUUGCCGAUGACCCGGUCACCUUUGCCGAGCUCAAAGUGAAGGAGAUCAAGAAUGGGAGGCUAGCUAUGUUCUCAAUGUUUGGGUUCUUUGUCCAAGCAAUUGUGACUGGGAAGGGCCCACUUGAGAACCUCUUGGACCACCUUGAAAACCCUGUGGCUAACAAUGCUUGGGUCUAUGCCAACAAGUUUGUGCCUGGGUCAUAAGUUCAUUGAGAAUGGGUUGAUUGUGUAGAUAGCUUGUGUUGUGCAAUUAUGUACUAUGGAUUUGGUGGUGUUGCUAGUUUUGAUUAUGAUGAAUUACCUAAUUGGUGUUGAGAUGACAAAAAUCGAAGAGAAUGAAUGAGAAUUUUAUUUUCAAAAAUCGCAUUAUUUAUAAUAAAAUUAGUGUCAACAUUAUUCAAA